AUGCCAAAGUUUUCAGAGUGCUGGCGUUGUGGAAAUACGGUUGAUGCUGGCAUUAUUUGCGAGUUGUGUGGUGUUGCCAAAUAUUGUAGUGAAAAAUGUCAAAGAAAUGACGUAUUUCGACACGAGGCCGAAUGCAUUCCAGCGUCGAUCCUCAAGACAUGCAAGACGUGUAGAAAAAGUGGUCCAAAUCUAAAAGCUUGUACUGGAUGCUAUCAAGCCUUCUACUGCGACGCAAUCUGCCAGAAAAACAACUGGAAAAGGCACAAGAUUGAUUGCGAAGAUGUUAAGGAAACGAUAAAAACACUCGCGCAAGAUAUUUUAAGAGAACUUUCGCCUUGCUGCAAAUAUUAUUAUUGGGGCAACACGCCCGCAUUUGAUUGUUUAAAUUUGGUCGAAAACGAGGGCGAAGACUACAGCUCUGCAUUAAACGUUUUAUUUCUUGUUGUUGGCGACUUACGAAACGUUGCGUUAACGUGUGCGUCGCUACCAGAUACAUACAGCAACAAGCUACUGUUUACGAUAAAUGAUAAAGCAAGUUGCGUGUUGGCUAGACUGGUGGUGUUUCUUUAUAUGUUGAUAAAAGGUAUAGGCUAUGUGUUUAAACAUGAAUUUCGCAUUGUCCGUUUUCGAUCAUUUUGGAAAAUGUUUGGAGAUUUUUUCGAAAACAUGGCUUUUCGUUGGAACACUAAGAGGGCAAUAAAAAUCAUGUACACGGAAAAAUCCUGCCGCUUCAGCACCCAAAUGGCCAUAUUUGAUUUUUAACAUAUUUCUCUUUUGAUCGCGCUCGACGUAUCACAUUUCACUCACUGUCUACUCACUGCUCCUGUGAAAAUUAAACAACUGCAUAUUGGGGGAUCAAACUCAGAUGAAUUGAAUUUAUUAAUAUCCACCUUUGGGAUUUAAAAAUACAAUGGAUUUACAUUGAGUCAUAACAAAUAAGAUCAAUAAUUACAAUUAAAAACUAAUAUUAAAAAGGUUAAGUUAAAAGACAAAGUUAUUGUUAUCAGACUUAUAUAUAUUUACUAGAUCUUGCAAUAGAUCAUGGGAAGUGGUAUUUCGACAUGAAAUCGCACUGCAAAUUAUUAUGGUAAAGCAACUAAGUUAACAUUUAUUUUUCCAUACAGGUGAUUCAGACAUAGAAAAGAUGAUCACAGAACUGUGGUACUCAGUGUCACUGAGUGAAGAAACCUACAAAUAUCUCACCAACACGCUUGAAGAGCUUAUCAACAUCAGGAGCUCAGAGGAUCUAAAGUUAGGAACAUCUGGAAUGAUUAAGAUUAAAGAAAAACACUUCAAGAAGUUUCAAGACGUUUGGAAAAAGUGGCUUCAUUUGAGAGUGCAAGGAACAGACUGGAUUAAGAAGCAACGGUUCGAAAUUAUGAGAAAAUGUGAACCAACUCAUUAUGUCAAUGAAUCGUUUAUUAAAAGUAUUCCAAAACAACAUGUAAGUUCAGCAAAGAAAUGGAAAGAAGACGGAGCUUUCCGACGUACCGCGAUGAGCAUGCCUGCAUUUGCCGAAAACCCAACCUUGACUGGAUAUGACGAAACCUCAUGUGACGACUCUUUUUCCUAUGCUAUUCAAUCGGAAAGCCUUCCAUUCUUUGGAUGGGAUUACGUGCAGACAAAAAAAUUAAAGAAUUCUAGUUGUCUGGUCACAAUGUUUGGUGAUUAUAUCGAAUGCAUUUUACGAAGUUUCAAGAAAAAGUUGUCAAAACAGCAAAUCAGUUUUCAGGUUGUACUAUGUGAUUGCAUGGACUUUAAACAGCAUCUAGAAACGAAUACAUUAUAUGAUCGAAUUCUGACUUCGAACUUAAUGGAUUAUAUCAUUCUUCCAUCUUUACUGAAGCUGUGUUCCGAGGUACUGAACCACAGCAGUACUCACGCAUUGAUUAUCACAGAAACGCUGUUGUGGACUGAUGAAUUUUGCCCCACCGAUAUGUCGCAAGCAUUCAAAAUGAAAAUGUUGAAAGUUGCUAAAGCCGACGUGAAUCACUAUCCAUACUCCCAAAACGACCACCCUGCAAGUAUCCAAGAAUAUAUUGAUGACUCUUGUGAUUUCUACAAUUACCUUAGAGCAUUAUUCUAUGCCUAUAGAUCGAGAGAAGGAAUGGUGACUGAAUGUAAUACUUCAAAGCGAUUAAAAAUUCCUAUAUUGAAAGAGUUGGGUAAUAGUAUAAUUAUUACCCAAUAUUAACUAAUAGUAUAAUUAUUACCUAAUUACUAACUAAUAGUAUAUACUUAUACCGGUAGGUAUAAGCCACCUAGUCACCACUCGCCUCUGAAAGCAACGGCCCAUUGAAAAUCAGUCGUAAUUCACUAAGGGCCUACCGUUGUAAAAUAAGAUUAAAUAAUAAUAACAAUAGUUAAGGGAAACAAAACCAAUAUUUUGACACUGAAAACUAGACCUAAAAACAAACGGGAGGGAAAAAGACUAAACAAUAGUGGCAUUGCCAGUCAUAACUCUCAAUUUCGCUGUGAUCAUUAGAUUGUGGUUCAUGAUAAUUGAAAUGGAUAAAUACGCUAUUUGUUACUACUUAAUAUCUACUUUCUGUUGGUAGGAAUUAAAGAACAAUUUCAAUAAAAUAAUCGC
Molecule: messenger RNA, 2590 nt
Organism: Paramuricea clavata
Lineage: Eukaryota; Metazoa; Cnidaria; Anthozoa; Malacalcyonacea; Plexauridae
Source: the annotation of a GenBank genome assembly